GUUCCGCGUGUUUGCUGAAGUCUCUCAGUGCAUUUCAGUAAUAAUGACAGAGUGGGAGGGCCACUUGGUGCAACUAAUAAGGACGGCGAUCUAGCAGGCGAUCCCACUGUGACUUUUAUUUCCAAGUCCUGGAAUCCGGAAUCAGACUGAUCGUAAUCACACAUGGAUUAUACUCUUUUUGCAGCUUUUUAUUUGUUCCUGCCUUAGAGGAAACUUUCUCACAAACUGUGUUUUAAGUGGGACUGCUUCCUGGUGUCAGAGCCAUGAUUUGCUUGUUAAGAUGGGCUGCUUUCCUUUGGACUGUAUAUUUCAUUCUUUGCACAUUUGGAAUGUCAGUGAAUGAACAACAAGAUGGCUCUUGUCCCCCUCUGAGUGUAGAAGAACACAGGUUUUCUGAUGUCUUAGAUCGUCCCCUGGAUGUCAAAGGAUUUGAUCUCACUGAAAAGUUUCUUCUCCGAAAGGGGACAGUCACAGAGGACCUGCCGUCGUUUCGUUUAGGAAGCAGUCCACUCAUUAAGCCAACAAAAAUAAUAUUUCCAAAUGGGCUUUCGGGUGAAUACUCCCUUGUCACUAUCUUCCGGGUAAGAAGAACUACAAAAAAAGACCGCUGGUAUCUCUGGCAGAUAUUCGACCAGUCUGGAGGCAGUCAGGUAUCUGUUGUGGUUGAUGGUGGCAAGAAGGGAGUUGAGUUUUCAUUCCAGGGCCAGCUAAAGAAUGUUCUCCGCUACACAUUUAAGAGCCGUGACCUGCAUGCCCUUUUUGAUCGCCAGUGGCAUAAGCUGAGCAUUUCUGUACAGAGCAACAAAGUCUCCAUUUACAUGGACUGCAAGCUAACAGAAAGCAAACUGACUGAUGAGAAGGACAGCAUUGACCCCAAUGGGCGCACUCUCAUCACUACACGAGUGGAGGAUGGACGACCUGUUGAUAUUGAGUUGAGACAAAUUCUAAUCUACUGUGACCCGUAUAUGGCUGAAUUGGAAAAUUGCUGUGAGCUGUUGGAGCCAAAGAAUGAAGCCAUGAAGACCUUUAAUGGGACUUCCCCUCCCCUGGUUACAGCCCAGCUCCCCCAGAUGCUGUCUCAGCCGACCUCACAGCCAAUUGACAGAUGUCACUGUCCAGCUGAAAAGGGAAAAGAUAGUCUUCCAGGUGUGGCUGGACUGGCAGGACAAAAAGGGGAUAAAGGAGACAAGGGGGACACAGGGGAGGCCGGGCCUUCAGGAAACCCAGGACAUAAGGGGGAACUUGGAUCAGAAGGGCAAAAGGGAAUCGAUGGGGAGAAGGGUGAUGUAGGUCUUUCUGGAGCUCGGGGGCUGCCUGCUGACAAAGAGUGCGUCAAAGGAGACAAGGGCCCUCCAGGGGACAAAGGAGAAAAGGGAUUGGCUGGGGUGCCAGGAGAACCAGGCAAAGAGGGAAAAAGGGGACGCAGAGGAAAGACUGGGGAGCCUGGACUCAGAGGCCUGCCUGUGGAGAGGGUUGAGCCUGCAGUUCCAGGGGCAAAAGGGGAGAAAGGAGAGAGAGGAGACCCUGGCCAGCCAGGUGCUGAAGGGGCCAGUGGGAUGAAAGGACAAAAAGGUGAUGUUGGCCUUCCUGGUCCUCCUGGUCCUGUGAUGACAGCUCAUGGAUUGAGACAGCUCUCUGAAACUGAUGCAAUGACGGAGAAGACACAAAAGGGAGAAAAGGGAGAUGAGGGGGAGAGAGGACCGCAAGGCUUCAAGGGAAACAUCGGGCUGCCAGGGCUCAAGGGAGAUCAAGGACCAGAGGGCAAGCAAGGCCUGCCUGGACCCACUGGACUCUCAGGCGAGCCAGGCUCGCCAGGGGAGUCGGGGAUGCCUGGGAGAGAUGGCCUGAAAGGAGAAAAGGGGGACUCUGGUGGAGUAAUGGGACCACAGGGACCCAAGGGUGAGCCUGGAGAGCCUGGAGGUGGAUAUACGAGCGAUGGGUUGCCUGUAAGCAGAGGGUCUCGCGGGCCCAAGGGUGAGAGAGGUGUCCCAGGUUUGCCCGGUGACCAUGGUGAUAAAGGCGAACCUGGAGAGAGUAUCACAGGCUCGCCUGGCCGCAUGGGACCCCCAGGAAAGCCCGGAAUUGAGGGCCCCCGCGGACCCCCAGGUUUAUCUGGCCCUCCCGGAGUUCCAGGAACAGAGGGCUCCCCUGGAUGGCCAGGCCCCCCGGGACCUGCUGGACCUCCAGGUGAACCAACUGCCCUGCCAAUUUUUGGAGACAUGGGUGCAUUACUCAAGAAUGCCUGCAGUGUGUGCCAGACGAGAGUCCCAGGGCUGCCUGGGAUGAAGGGAGAGAAGGGGUCCCUUGGACCGCAAGGAGUCGAAGGCAUGGUGGGAGAAAAGGGAGAUCCAGGUGUAAGAGGUCCCAUGGGAAACCCUGGAAAAGAAGGCCCAAAGGGAGUAAAAGGAGAGAGAGGGUUCCCAGGCCCCACAGGAGAUAAAGGUGAUGAGGGCACUGCAGGAGUACCAGGACUUCCUGGGGUGACCGGUCGUACAGGGGCCCCGGGGCUUAUGGGUAGACCCGGGCCAAUGGGCCAACAAGGAGGAAAAGGAGAAAAAGGAAAUGAAGGACCUCCAGGCAGGCCAGGGCUCCCAGGGCCUCCGGGUUUAACAAAUGUGGAGGGCAAUGGGAUGAGCAGUCUGUUCAAGCUGGAGAGUGGGGGAGCAAUUUUAGGACCCCCUGGAGCUCCUGGCGCUCCGGGUCCCAAAGGAGAUGAAGGACUUCCAGGGGACCCAGGGGCCAUGGGAUUACCCGGGCUUGAAGGGCUACCCGGUGCCAAGGGUGAUAUUGGUUUGCCUGGCCCACCUGGUAUACUAGGUCCUCCUGGGAAGCCCGGCCCUCGCGGAGAGCCAGGGAUCCCAGGAGAGCCGGGUGAGAGGGGGCCGCUCGGAGAGACAGGAUUCCCAGGGCCCGAGGGACCCCAAGGUGUUCCUGGGAGACCUGGAAAAGAUGGAACUCCUGGAUACAAGGGAUCUGCAGGUGCAACAGGGGACAGAGGUUCCAAAGGAGAACGUGGUGAUCCAGGGAUUCCUGGAGAGAGGGGUGUUCAAGGCGAGAGGGGUCGCUCAGGAGAUCCUGGCCCCAUUGGACAGAUUGGCCCUCCAGGCCAAAAGGGCGAUCCUGGCCCUCCAGUAAAUUUGGACAAUGUGAACCUCUUGGCUGAUCCCAGCUUCAAAGAAGAACUCAAAAUGUUUAUCAGAACUGAAGUAUUGAGGGUCUUCGAAGAGAAGCUAUCAAGCACUGCCACGCUGCAGAAGACACCUGCAGGGAUCUUAGCUACACAGGUCCACGGGCCUCCAGGACCUCCUGGAAAGGAUGGAUCACCAGGCCCCCCAGGAGAGCAGGGACCUCCUGGUCCUCAUGGGUACAGGGGGCAGAAAGGAGAGCGAGGUCAGCUUGGUCUGGGGUUACCAGGAGAGCCAGGAUCCAUGGGCCCACCAGGCCCUCCUGGGAUCACUUCUAAGGGCCCUCCUGGCCCUCCGGGGCCCCGUGGACCUACUGGGACUUGUGACCCCAGUGACUGUCUUCUUCCAUCCCUGUGAACCCAGCAGAGUGGUUCAUAUAUGGGGCUGGUUGGAACGUAGAUGCCCGGCUCCGAGCUCAGUGCUGCAGCAGAUGGCCUCGCUGUAUGUAAGAGCUUCCUCAGCUCUGCUUCAUCGGACAGACUCACAACUGACCUCUUUAGUUCACUUUACAACAACAUUUGGAUGCAGCCAGAAUUUGUUCUUUUUCUUUCAUCUUGCAAUGCUGUACUAAUAAGGUAUUUCUUUUUUUCACAUCCCCUACUGUGAUGUAAUGCAUUCCUUGUCAAUUCUCAUUAUGUCUUUCAAGACCAUGAAAUGACUUUAUUUUAUCAACUUCAGUCCUGUCUGAAAACAUGAUCUUAAUUAUUUGUUUGCCUUCUUAAUGGGCUUGCCUAUUCAGUCGUCUGUUCUUAUUUAGAUAAGCCAAUGUGCCGUCAGAAGGUACUCUCACUUGUGUUUUUGUGUGUGUGUGUGUGUGUGUGUGUGCGUGUGUGCGUGUGUGUGUGUGUCUGUGUAAAGUUGUGAUAAAACAACAGAUUUCUGAGACUCCAUAUGCAACCAAAGUGCAGCAGAUGUGACUGAUAUGCAAAUAAUUUAUUUUUAGCGUGUUCUUCAAGGAUGUAGUUAACAUGGUUCUAAUAGUUGCAGUGAAUGUAGCAUGGAUAUUCAGUAAUAUUAUUAUUAGAAAGUGGCUUGAUACAUUUCAAGAUUACUAAGAGUUAUGUUUUAUGAAAUUAUCACUCAUGACACAUAUGCAAUGUGCAUGAUAAUAAUUAUUUUGAUCAUUUAUAAAGACGUCUUCCUAUUUUCUUUAGGUUCGGCGACGUUACUGAAAACUAUAUCUGUUGUUGUACAAAAACCUACAACUCAGACUGUUUGUCUGAAACUACUGUAUUUGUAAAAGUGUGUUCAGACCAAAUGCAAAGAGAAUUAUUUUGUAUUUAGCUCGCAAAUAUUCACCCUUAAGUUAGUUACGUCACAACGUCAGUGCCAACUUGGUUUGUGGUAAAGUACAACCAAUAGCUGGAAGCAAGUUACAGAUAUAUUCUUUUCAAAAAACACCAUGUAGUCCUACGGCUUCGCUCGCUUUUCUCCAAGCCGUCUCCUCUCUGUACAGUACUGACGUUGAGUCCUAGAGUUCCAGCUGCCCACGGACACCAACAUUAAGUUUGUCCUCCAUUUUCAAUUCUCGUUGAUGUCAGUAUAAUCACACACUGAUAGGCUUUCACCACACGCAUCUUCCACCCAAAUGUAAACAUUUCAGUAUGCACGUAUUAUUUUGUCUUUUUAUCGACUAAUUGUAAUCGUGCAGAAAGGAAUUUUGCUUUGUGUUUGGUCUGAACACACCAAACACACAUAUUUCAAGGGCAGAUUUGAAGAAUGUACUUUUAACGUUGUGUAUGUUUAAGGAGUGUGAUGUAAACUCACAUUCACUCUGUUGUUGGAUUAAUCUGUAAAUAAGUGGAAUGAGUUAUUGAGGUUUUUCUUUUUCUUUCUUCCCGUCUAAUGGGGAUUGUAUCGGGACCUGACAAUACAUUUACAUAAGCAAGUUGUCAUUGUAAUGACACAAUAAGGUUCCCACUGUGUGUGUGUGAGUGUGUGUGCGCGUUUGUGUGUGUGUGUGUGUGUGUGCGUGUGUGUGUGUGUGUGUGUGUCCAUUGAUAAAUAACAUUUACCUGGUUUACAUGCUGAAUGAUGAUUCCUCUGGUUUAUUUGUAUAUUUUUGGUUUUCAGCUACACAAAGCGAAUCAGGAUUACUACACUACAACUUCAGACUUUUGAGUUUUGUUAAAAAUAUACUCAUGAAUGUAUACUUGAAUUUCGUCU
This is a messenger RNA of Etheostoma cragini (Arkansas darter), 5351 nucleotides long. Its product is annotated as collagen alpha-1(XIX) chain. The record is from RefSeq and is a predicted model, not a curated record. NCBI's taxonomy places the organism in Eukaryota, Metazoa, Chordata, Actinopteri, Perciformes, Percidae. The transcript has 52 exons. Bases 264 to 3542 code for a protein of 1092 amino acids.